Pogona vitticeps (central bearded dragon) is the source of this 984-nucleotide messenger RNA. NCBI's taxonomy places the organism in Eukaryota, Metazoa, Chordata, Lepidosauria, Squamata, Agamidae. The record is from RefSeq and is a predicted model, not a curated record.
AUGGAAGAACAAGCAAGAGAAAAUCAAACUCACGUCACUCAGUUUAUCCUCCUCGGAUUCCGAGAUCUAAAGGAUCUGCAGAUCCUUCUUUUUCUUGUGUUCCUUGCUAUCUACAUUGCAACAAUGGCAGGGAAUCUCCUUAUUGUUCUACUCGUGACGACUGACCAGCAGCUUCACAUCCCCAUGUACUUCUUCCUUGGCAACCUGUCCUGCCUGGAGAUCUGCUAUAGCUCAACGCUCAUCCCCAUCUUGUUGACGACUCUCUUGACAGAUGGAACAGUAAUUUCAUUCCACGGCUGCUUCUUGCAGUUAUUUUUCUUUGGUUACUGUCUGGGUGCUGAAUGUUACUUGCUGUCUGUGAUGUCAUUUGACAGGUAUUUAGCAAUAUGUAAGCCAUUGCACUACACAGUGAUGAUGAACCCAAGAAAAUGUAUCCAGCUAGCAGCUGUCUCCUGGACAAAUGGCCUUACGGGCAUUUCCGUUAUAAUGGCUGGAAUGCUGCAGUUAACAUAUUGCGGCCCUAAUGAAAUUGAUCAUUACUUUUGUGAUUCAGUUCCACUUAGAAAGCUUUCCUGUGGUGACACAGAUGUGGUGGAACAAGUUAAUUUAGUCUUGUUAUUUAUUUACACUCUGCCUCCUUUUCUAGUAACUCUAGCAUCUUAUAUAUACAUUAUAAGGACUGUUUUAAAAAUCCCAUCUAAAACUGGGAGACAAAAGGUCUUCUCCACUUGUUCUUCUCAUCUCACUGUUGUUUCAAUUUAUUAUGGAUCUGUGACGAUUGUAUAUCUCCUGCCACCAUCCUCUUCAAUGAACAAAGUCUUUUCUCUCCUGUACACAAUAUUUCCGCCUCUAGUGAAUCCCAUUGUAUACAGUCUAAGAAACAAGGACAUCAAGAGGGCCUUGAGGAAGAUGAAAAAUAGAGUAGAAACUUUCAGAAUAUUUCAAAUUAUGUUGGCAGAUCUGGCUAUCUUUAAUGAUAAGUAG